AAAAAAAAACUUUCUAUGCUGCAAAAUUGCAGCUGGAAAAAAGUGGGACACUUGAGAAACACCCAAAAGAGUUAAAAUAGUCCAGUGUCGGGGAAGAGGAUUAUGUCGUGUUGUAAGUGCUUAUGCCACUUGGCAAACGGCUUUAAAACUAGAAAAUAUACAUAUGUAUGUAUGCCAGCGUGGAUUUUGCAUAUCACAAUCAAUUAAAAGCAGCUGCUAAAAUAAACAAAUAUAAGUCAGACAAAUUUCACUAAAGCGGAUGUGUAGAUUUGGAAACUGGAUUAUUGGUAACACGUAUCCAUAGACUGCUUCAUGCACUCGAAUGUUUACAUAAAUGAGAUUACCUAAACGCUUAUGACAUCAAAAAUUCAGGAAUAUUGAAUUUUCAACACAGGACGCACUGGAUACGGCAAUACAACCACACUAACUUUCAAGUGAACUACACUGGCGGUAAAGUGUGACGAAGCAGUGACAAAUUUGAAAAUAUGCGAUUCAAUAAGUCUGGUUUAACUGCAUUAGCCUCAAAUCCAGCAACGAAAUUUGAGAAGGAAGGACUAUUAAUUGUCACCGAACGUCAAGAGGGCUUCUUUCGUCGUGCCGAUGUGAACUAUCCGCGUUGGUGUAAACUACGUGGCAAUUUGCUGUUCUAUUUAAAAGAUCACGAUCCACAAUCACCACCUUCUGGGCUGCUGGUGCUUGAAAAUUGUCGACCAUUGAUACGCAACGAAGAGCGGGAAUUUGAUGGUUUUUCUUUCAUUCUAGAAUUCGAAGGUAGCAGUUCACAGCGCAUUUCCACACGUACCGCCAAAGAGCGCUUGGAGUGGGUAAAGUGCAUUCAAUUGGCCUCGUAUGCAUAUCUAGAUCGUCAAAUUAAAUAUCUCCAAGACCAAAUUGCCAUUAAAAUGGGCAAUCACAUCGAGCGUGGUGUACCACCUACGGUUGCAGCUAGUGAUGCACUGCUAUUUAAUGCUGGCCGCGCUGGUGGUGGUGUAGCUGCAACAAUACAUAACACAGCAACGGUCAAAGUGGAAGAAGGUGAUCUUAUACAAUUUUAAGAAUAUUUUGUUUAUAGCAAUGUAAUAGUUUUUAAUUGCUUUAUAGUAGUUUAUACAAUUAACUUGCAUAUGUAAAUAUUGAGUUAAAUUUAAGAUCUCGUAGAAAAAGGGAGAUUAAAUAUUUAUUUGGAACUAAUCGUAGUUUCAAAUGAAAAAAAAACAUAUUUUUUGGCCCCGCAGUUAAUCCUUUUUAAUACACUUAAUUGAAAUAACUGAGA
Molecule: messenger RNA, 1273 nt
Organism: Rhagoletis zephyria (snowberry fruit fly)
Lineage: Eukaryota; Metazoa; Arthropoda; Insecta; Diptera; Tephritidae
Source: RefSeq, a predicted model, not a curated record